Molecule: messenger RNA, 1825 nt
Organism: Podarcis raffonei (Aeolian wall lizard)
Lineage: Eukaryota; Metazoa; Chordata; Lepidosauria; Squamata; Lacertidae
Gene: ISL2
Product: ISL LIM homeobox 2
Exons: 7
Coding region: 156-1199 (347 amino acids)
Biological process (GO): positive regulation of transcription by RNA polymerase II; axonogenesis; neuron fate specification
Cellular component (GO): nucleus
Molecular function (GO): cis-regulatory region sequence-specific DNA binding; DNA-binding transcription factor activity, RNA polymerase II-specific
Source: RefSeq, a predicted model, not a curated record
CUGCCCCACCUCGCCUUCUGCAUGGUGGAUAUUCUUUUUCCUUCUUCUUUCCUGGGUGCUAUGGGGGAUCAUUCCAAAAAAAGUCCUGAUGAGAGAUUCUGUCCGUUCUUAGUGUCCUUUGCUCCUUUCCACCGGCAGAGAAACCCGGGAUUGCCAUGUGCGUGGGCUGCGGGAGCGAAAUCCACGACCAGUACAUCCUGAAGGUCUCCCCGGACCUGGAGUGGCACGCGGCCUGCCUGAAAUGCGCGGAUUGUAGCCAGUAUUUGGACGAGACCUGCACUUGUUUUGUGAGAGAUGGCAAAACGUACUGUAAAAGGGAUUAUAUCAGGCUCUUCGGCAUCAAGUGCGCCAAGUGCGCGUCGGGCUUCAGCAGCAGCGACUUGGUGAUGCGCGCCCGGGACAACGUCUACCACCUGGAGUGCUUCCGUUGCUCGGUGUGCAGCCGGCAGCUCCUGCCGGGAGACGAGUUCUCGCUGCGGGACCACGAGCUGCUCUGCCGCGCAGACCACAGCCUCCUCGUCGACCGGGCCGGGUCGGCCGAGAGCCCCCCGCGCAGCCCCGGACACCUCCAAGGCGCCCGGCAGGGCCUCCAGCUCGCAGAUUCCGUGCCCGGGCGCCAACCCUCCUUGCGUCCACACGUGCACAAGCAGGCGGAGAAGACGACGCGCGUGAGGACUGUGCUGAACGAGAAGCAGCUGCACACGCUGCGCACCUGCUACGCGGCCAACCCGCGGCCCGACGCGCUCAUGAAGGAGCAGCUGGUGGAGAUGACCGGCCUGAGCCCGCGCGUGAUCCGCGUCUGGUUCCAGAACAAGCGCUGCAAAGACAAGAAGAAGUCGAUCCUCAUGAAGCAGCUCCAGCAGCAGCAGCACAGCGACAAAGCCAGCCUUCAGGGCCUGACUGGGACUCCACUGGUGGCUGGCAGCCCAAUCCGCCAUGACAGCGCUGUGCAGGGCAACGCAGUGGAGGUGCAAACCUAUCAGCCCCCCUGGAAAGCACUCAGUGACUUCGCCUUGCAGAGCGACUUGGACCAGCCAGCCUUCCAGCAACUGGUCUCCUUCUCAGAGUCCGGCUCCUUGGGCAACUCAUCUGGCAGCGACGUGACCUCCUUGUCCUCUCAGCUCCCCGAUACCCCCAACAGCAUGGUCCCCAGCCCGGUGGAAACCUCCCCGAUCUUUCCUAAACCGUCAUGGCUGUAAGCGGCACCCGCCUCUGGACUGCACCGCACUCUCCAGCACACCGGGGGGAGCAGAGCAAGACUCCCAAGGGAUUCCGUGCCCCCACCCUCCGUGAAUACCUCUGGAUUGUACUAGGAUGACUUUCCUGACUCAUGUAAUGGUAGCUUUAGAGUACCUUGUCUUUUUUUAAAAAAACAAACAAACAAAACACUCUUCAUUGGGAAGAAGCAAACCUGAUCGUCUUGGAAUUGCCAGUGCCAUUUGCCACACUAUGCCAGGAGCCUGGACAAAUCUUGAACUCCCUUAUAUUUGUUUGCUGGCCCUGGAAGGGGGGAUCUGUCUGUCUGUCUGUCUGUCUGUCUGUCUGUCUGUCUGUCUGUCUGUCUCUCUCUCUCUCUCUCUCUUUUUCCCUCCCCCCUCCAAGCCUGCAUGAUUGCUGGAAAACUAUCUGCAAGACUUAAAGUAUCCCCCCCACUUCUCUUGCCAAUGUUAAAUUAUCUUCUGGAUGGAGGUGAGGUUUGUUAGGCCAUUGCAGACCAAAGUAAGUUAUUGUUAUUAUUAUUAUUUAUUGUUACGGCAGAAGAUAAAAUGGUUGGGAUUGAUAUUUUGACCUUAAUAAUAAAAACGAACAAACACCUGAUGAGAAA